AUGGAUGAAGUGAAUCGUUCUAUAGUAGCUGAGUUUGUGUUCCUUGGACUCUCUGAUUCAUGGGAGAUCCAACUUCUUCUCUUUCUGUUCUCCUCUGUGGUCUAUGUGGCAAGUAUUCUGGGAAACCUGCUCAUUUUGCUCACUGUGAUCUUUGAUCCUCACCUACACUCUCCAAUGUACUUUCUGCUGGCUAACCUGUCCCUCAUUGACAUAGGAGGUUGCUCCAUUGCAGCCCCUAAAAUGAUUUGUGAUCUUUUCAGGAAUCACAAGGUCAUCUCAUUUGGCGGCUGUGUUGCUCAGAUUUUCUUUACUCAUGCUCUUGGUGGUGCUGAGAUGGUGUUGCUCAUUGCCAUGGCUUUUGACAGAUAUAUUGCCAUUUGUAAGCCUCUCCACUACCUGACCAUCAUGAACCCAAGAAUGUGUACUUUACUUUUGAUUGUUGCUUGGAUCACUGGAGUCACUCACUCAGGGGUCCAACUGGCUUUUAUUGUAGACUUGCCAUUUUGUGGUCCCAAUGUAUUAGAUAGUUUUUUCUGUGACCUUUCUCAGUUGAUUCAACUAGCUUGUACUGAUACCUAUAAAUUGCAGUUCAUGGUUAAUGCUAAUAGUGGGUUCAUCUCUCUGGCUUGCUUCUGUUUAUUGCUCAUCUCCUAUAUCUUCAUUUUAGUCACUGUACAGAAACAUUCUUCAGGAGUUUCUUCCAAGGCCCUCUCUACUCUGGCAUCUCAUAUCACUGUAGUGCUUUUAUUCUUUUGCCCACUUAUAUUUUUCUAUACAUGGCCUCACACCAUAUCCCACCUGGAUAAGUUUCUUGCCAUCUUUGAUGCAGUUCUUACUCCUUUUCUGAAUCCAGUCAUCUAUACAUUUAGGAACAAAGAGAUGAAACUGGGGAUGAGGAAAAUGUACGGUCGGCUUGUUCUCUUAAAAAAUCUCUCUUAA
This is a messenger RNA of Sarcophilus harrisii (Tasmanian devil), 939 nucleotides long. Its product is annotated as olfactory receptor 4F3/4F16/4F29-like. Gene Ontology annotation, molecular function: olfactory receptor activity; G protein-coupled receptor activity. NCBI's taxonomy places the organism in Eukaryota, Metazoa, Chordata, Mammalia, Dasyuromorphia, Dasyuridae. Gene Ontology annotation, cellular component: membrane. The coding region runs from base 1 to 939 and encodes 312 amino acids. The transcript has a single exon. The record is from RefSeq and is a predicted model, not a curated record. Gene Ontology annotation, biological process: G protein-coupled receptor signaling pathway.